Molecule: messenger RNA, 3509 nt
Organism: Harpegnathos saltator (Jerdon's jumping ant)
Lineage: Eukaryota; Metazoa; Arthropoda; Insecta; Hymenoptera; Formicidae
Exons: 15
Coding region: 1-3012 (1003 amino acids)
Biological process (GO): regulation of gene expression
Cellular component (GO): nucleus
Source: RefSeq, a predicted model, not a curated record
AUGCUUUUCGACUUCGUAGGGGAAACUCAGUACGACGAUGCGCAGGUGCAAUAUCCUCGUCCCAUUCCGGACGAAGUUAUCAGCGUUUACGAGGUUUACGUGAAGGAGGAGACGUCGUCGGGCUUGGACUCGAAGAACGAUGCGCCGCCGAGCGUGCCGGAAUUGGGCAGCGCAUCCGACCAGCAGCUGAUCCAAGUAAUUAAUCGCUAUGGCAGUUUUACCGAUGAGAAAGAUCCGCUAUCAUGUGAUACCGUUUUCAAGGCUGAGUGCAUGGACAUGGAUGCGGCCAUCGACUCCGACGUGAUCAAUAUCGAUGGCGCUGUCGCGAAAUUCCUCGGCAAGGACGCGCUAAGGUAUAAAAUUCUCGAGCAAAGCGUUAGCGCGCCGGACGAGAAUAUGAUCGUGUACUCGCACCCCGUCGCCGACGGCCCCCCGAACUCGACGACGCGACUCAUCGAUAAGGACGAUCCGAGAUCGAGGUUGCAUUUCGUCAAGUAUUUAAAGCGAGACGGCAAGACGCUGAAAAUUUGGGAAUGCGGCAUCUGUUCAAAAGAGUUCCGACAUCAGUACACCUUGAUGAGACAUCUGCCGACGCACACAGACGAGAGAAACUUUAAAUGCGAAGCUUGCGGCAAAGCCUUCCGCCAGCUGUCAACAUUGAGCCAGCAUAAAGCCAUACACAGCGACGCCAGGCCCUAUGUGUGCGAGUUCUGCAAGAAAACGUUUAAUAGAGUAUCCACGUUGAUCUCCCAUCGGAAAACGCAUUCGGAGCACAAGCCGCACAAGUGCCACGUGUGCGGCAAGGGAUUUCAUCAGAAAGGCAAUUUGCGCAACCACGUUUUCACGCACACCAACGAGAGGCCGUACAAGUGCGAUCUCUGUGGCAAGGGCUUCAAUCAGAUGUCGAAUUUGGUUUGCCACAAGGUGAAGGCGCAUGCACACGCCGACAAGAUGCAGUACUCUUGCGGAGUGUGCGGAAAGGAGUUUCCACGCAGGUUUGCUUUGAGGUCGCACGAGGAAUAUAAGCAUGGCGUGAAAUAUCGGAGCACGGGCAAUGUCCAAUCCGCAGCCGCGACGAACGAGUCUAAUGUCGCGAAGAGCAAAAACGUCCGAAUCAUACAGCUGUACAAUGGCGGCGAUCGAGGUCAAACGAGCGAAAAUAAGGGGAGAGAUUACUUUGACUCGUUGGAUUUAGCGGACAGCAUCGUGAUAGAUAAAAUUGAUACAAAGGCGAUGGAGAUGGCGUUGCUCCAAGGCCAAGUUCCUUUUGCUCUCUACAAGCCGGCCAAAGGUAUACCGAUUCUUGUUAAGGUUUGGGCCACCGCGAGUAAUAAACACGCACUUACACCCGCGACUGCCGAGGACUUGCGAAUGGCCGGGAAAAUAACUCCGAAUCCCAACGAGGCCACGGGAGACACCGAUGGUGGGAAGGCCGUGCAGGUGAAGGUACCCGUAGUCGCCACGGUGAUGCAAAACAUCGAACCCGACGGCAAAUCCAGCUUCAUCGUCGAGCCGCCCGGCACGGAACAUGAGCAAGCGGACAACGAUCUGGUGACGGCGCUGGAUUCGCAGUUUUCGUUCUCCGAGCUGAAUCGCGAUGAACCAGACCACCGGCAAAGCGCCUCGAACUCGGCUCCAUCGAUGGAGGACUGCAACGAGUUGCUGGAGUUGGCGGCGCAAGGCGGGAUACAGUUUGUUCGCGCCACCGAGGAUGGUCGUUACGAGAUUAUGACGAACAGCGAAGCUCGCGACUUGAUGGCGCAGAAUUCCCACGACGUAACGAUUCUUGACGGCGAACAGGCGGACGCUAUCAAUCUCGCCAAUAUACGCAAUAACGGUGACGUCAUCAUCGGCGACAACGAUAAUCAGAUCAUGGUGCUGGAAUCCGGCCAGAAAUCUAUGUCAAUGGACGGCAUCGAAAUUCUCGAGGACAAAGACAUUAGGAUUCUCGAGGGUAAAAGCCUCGACGAUCGUUUCGUGGAUGGCAUAACAUUCCUUUCCCAGACCAAAAUCGACGAUCUCGUGCUCGGUCCCAAAUCGCUGGGUAUCGACGGCGAUAGCGCGUUGCUGGGGCACGGCGAUGUAAUGGCUAUGCCAACGAACCAACAAGAUUUAACGGGCAUCUUGGGUCAAUCCUCGAACCUAUCCACCAGCUCGCACUCCUCGUUAUCGUCUCUGUUAACGAAGAACCAUCCACCAUUGUCGCUAUUGAACGAGACAUUGCCAUACUUGAAGAGCGGUCAGAGCUUUGUGGAGGAUCUAAACAUCCUCGGUGUCUCCCCUGUUGAAGAUCACCAUUCGGAAUACGAUCCAAAGAUGAAGCUGUCCUCUAUGUUUGACGACGACUGCGAUACCGGCUUGAUACCGUUCGGUCAAUCAGACAUGAAUAUGCUUGACCCCGGAAAUCAGAGCAUCAAACUUUUCAGUGACAAGUUUUGCCAGCCACCGCCAAAGAUAUUCCCCGGUUACAACGAGGUGAAGAUUCUGGGACCGAAAAAUCACAAUCGCGACACGAUCACUGCGCACUAUCAAGACACCACCAGGACGCUCAGUCCUUUCGAGCUGUUUCUCAAAAACACGACUCUACAGACGAGCACCUGCGUGCCCAAUAUAAUGGACGCGGCGUCCGAAGGAUGCCGGAAAGAGGUGAAGAUACUCGGCAAAAAGCUCGGCACUGGCAUUAUCACCACGACCGAGCAGGGCAACGUCGUCGAGGUUGUCGACGAUAAAAAUAAAUUUGAAACGGAUAUCAUGGUGGACUUUUGCGACAACGUCCUGCAGCAGUGCGCGACCGUGCCGUCGCCGCGACGACUGCACCGACAGUCGAUGGAGAACGACGACGCGGACAGCUUUUUGCUUCAAGCCGGAAGCCCAUGUGACACGGAUUUUCUGAAUUUUGGAAGCCGUUUCACCGGCAAGGAUCUAUCGCCCGACAAUCACUUCGUCGAUAGAGGCCAAAAGGGGAAUCGCGAGGACAGUUUUGUUCCUGGGGAGGUUUUGGAUCUGGACUGACAUAGAACAAUCUGGUGCGAAACAGAAGAAGCGUUCGCGCGUUGUUUCCGCUGGCGUCAAUGCGUGGGGAAGUGACAGGUGAUAGAGAUAAGUAGAUUGUGCGAUUGGUAGAAAAGGUGCGAAUAGGCGUAAUUAUAAUUUUCCGUUUGCAAAAAGUGACGUCGAUUUUUAAAUAUAUUGAUAGAGAAGCGCCGUUCGUGUUCGCGAGUAUCGCUCGAAGCGGUUUCGCGCGAUGAGCGAUGAUACCGUACCGUAAAAUUAUGCUGCUUGGUAUUUUUCCGAGUUACGCGCGAUUGAUUUGCAAGAAGUGAUCGGGUUUUAAGAGAACAAAUGAUACACGUAACUUGAAAAGGAAGAUCGAUACAUACCGCUGAUAAUGCGAAUAUAUAUGCGCAUGAAUAUAUAUAUAUAUGUGUGUGCGAAUGCGAGAUUUAUAGAACACGCUUGUAAAUUGAAAUGUUCAAUUUCAAGUAUUCAAUUUGCACGUUAAUCUUUAU